Eutrema salsugineum is the source of this 1209-nucleotide messenger RNA. RefSeq names its product putative F-box/kelch-repeat protein At2g21680. NCBI's taxonomy places the organism in Eukaryota, Viridiplantae, Streptophyta, Magnoliopsida, Brassicales, Brassicaceae. Gene Ontology annotation, molecular function: protein binding. The transcript has a single exon. The record is from RefSeq and is a predicted model, not a curated record. Bases 1 to 1209 code for a protein of 402 amino acids.
AUGGUUGUAAUCACUGAAACUUCCGACGACGUUAAUGGCGGCGAUCGAGGUCCAAACAAGAACUCGCAACAACUCCAUAAUAAACGGAAAAAAGUCGAGAAAAAGACUUCUUUCCACAUUCCAGACGGAGUCACCGAAAUAAUCUUCGCAUGGGUUAGGAGACGUGGUCACCCUGUUCUAUCUCUCGUCUCCAAGGCCUUUGGUGGCCUCAUCAAUACUCCGAGAUUCUACGACUUGCGCUUGCGCCUUGGCGCUACCGAACCCGUCCUUUACGCUUGCGUGGGACCCACUCCUUGGUUCAGAGGCCCUAAGUGGUGUAUCCUAAUUAAGAAACCCUACAGAAACUUGACGGACACGGUUUCUCUGCGAUUGCAUGAAAUCCCCUCACUCCCUCCAAUGCCUUGGGGAUCUGCUGUGGUCACAGUCGGGCACGAGAUGUAUGUGAUCGGUGGAUGCAUUGGCCUGACCCGCACAAAUGUUGUGUAUGUCAUCGACUGCAGAUUCCACACGUGUCGCAUCCUCUUCGGUAUGCGAGUGGCUCGUUACCGCGCAGCGGCCGGAGUGUUCGACGGGAAGAUAUACGUGGUUGGAGGAUGUGAGAUGCGAGCUAUGGAUUGGGUGGAAAUAUACGAUCUAAAAGGUAAGUUUUGGAUUGGAAGCAGGUGGACAAAUGGCAUACCACUUAACGUGAGUUGCAAGUUUGUGACAUACGCGGUUAUGGAGAAGCAAAUAUACAUAUUGGGUGACAGAAUGUGUUAUAUUUACACUCCUGGAGGACAAGGAGGUUCAUUGGAGUACGUGAUGCCAGGAGAAUUUAUGAGUUUUUUGUGGCAAGAGUCGUCUUGUGUGAUUGAUGGUUUGUUGUAUUCCAUUAAUCUUCCUCAACGGGGGAUUGAUGCAUCUCCAAUAAUCGUUUAUGAUCCAAAGCAGAAGACUUGGAGACCCUUGACUGGUUUACAAGGUUUUCCGGCUAAUAUCCAUCUCCGCUCCUCUAAAAUGGCGAAUUUUGGUGGGAAGUUGGUGAUUCUGGGAACCGAUGAGUAUUGGUAUAAUUGGAAUAAAGGGAAAAGAGAGAUUUGGUGCGUAGAGAUCACUUUGGAAAGAAGUCAUGGAGGUGAGGUUUCGGGGAAGGUCGAAUCAGUAGCGGUUGUGCGUACAGUCCCAGAGUCAUUGGCUUCAAUUGAUGUUUGUGGAACUGCUAAUGUAUGA